Molecule: messenger RNA, 1128 nt
Organism: Juglans regia (Persian walnut)
Lineage: Eukaryota; Viridiplantae; Streptophyta; Magnoliopsida; Fagales; Juglandaceae
Product: transcription repressor OFP13-like
Exons: 1
Coding region: 267-1004 (245 amino acids)
Biological process (GO): negative regulation of DNA-templated transcription
Source: RefSeq, a predicted model, not a curated record
UUUGCAGUUGGUGUGAGGCUGCAUUAAAUAACAUUAAAUUCUUCAAACCUACAAUUGGAAGACACAGUUCUGGCCAGUACUACCAUUUUCUGUCCAUCUUCCUUAAUCACUUCCUUUCACCUCUCCUUUAAAUAUGGCACUGGAAAAGCCCUCUGAUCACAUUAAUUAGCAACAACCUCUAAGGACACAGAUACAUAUACAUUCACAAUCCCAGAAACCAUUAUUCCAACCCACUUCCGUGCAAGCUUUUUCGAUCUAGAUCCAACAUGGGCAAGAAGAUCAUGAAACUGUCUUCACUUUUCAAGAACAAAGAAACAAAGCAGCAACCAUGGCAAUGGCCCUCGUGUAAGAAUCCCAAGACCUUUUCUUUCCGAGCUGGGGACGACAUGUUCAAGACAGUGAACUCGGUUUUCUUUGACUCCAUCAUGGAUGGGGUAGAUCAAGUGGAAACACCAGAGUCUUGGUUCACAAAUUCUUCUGAAUCUGCGAGCUACUCAACCGAGUCCGAGGAGUACUUCGACGGGGAAUCACUCGAAAUGGUGGUGCGGGGAGUGAGGUCCGAGAGGCUGUUUUUCGAGCCCGGUGAUACGAGCUCCAUCUUAGAGAAGAAGCUGGCGAAAGAUAAUGAUCAUCAUAGCGGCUUUCCAUUCAAAGAGAGCGUAGUUUUAGCGAUGGAGUCGAAGGAUCCGUAUAUUGAUUUCAAGAGGUCAAUGGAGGAGAUGGUGGAAUCUCAUGGGGUGAAAGACUGGGGUUGCUUGGAGGAGUUGCUGGGGUGGUAUUUGAGGAUGAACGGGAAGAAGAAUCAUGGAUUUAUUGUCGGAGCCUUUGUGGAUCUGCUUGUUGGUCAGCUUGCUGCAACUACUUCAUCAUGUUCUCAUGAUUCAACUUCUUAUUUUUCUGCUGUUUCUUCUUCUUCUAAUUCUCUUUCUUCCUCUGCAUUAUUAUGUUCAUCUGUUGAUCAUGGUCAGAUUGAGAUUGAGGAGGUAGACCAGAUCAUACGGUAAUAAUAAUGUCUUAGCUAGCUUUUAAUGCAUCACUUUUCUGUGUAUAUUAGUAGGUUAAAAGCUGACAAUAUAUUUACCUUGCGAUAUGUUACUUUUCACUUUUCUUUUUUAUGCAGUAUCAUGU